Molecule: messenger RNA, 2805 nt
Organism: Zonotrichia leucophrys gambelii
Lineage: Eukaryota; Metazoa; Chordata; Aves; Passeriformes; Passerellidae
Gene: SHOC2
Product: SHOC2 leucine rich repeat scaffold protein
Exons: 10
Coding region: 493-2241 (582 amino acids)
Molecular function (GO): protein binding
Source: RefSeq, a predicted model, not a curated record
GGGCGGGCGGUCCCGUGACGGCUCGGUGCGCACAGACGGUGGCCGGCAGGGCAGGGCCGGGCGCGGAGCGGGUGCCGAGCGCGCCGCGGGAGGAUGGCGGAGCCGCACGGAAAUGCUCCAAAAGCUGUAGUAACCUUAGUAAGGUGAACGGCCGCCUUGACUAAAAUUGCGACUGGGCGUGAGCUGCACAGCAAUUCAGCAGAACUGAAGUUUGAUGAAACUGUGUUGCUGCUUCACUUGUCCAUCCUAUUUAGGAACAGAAAUACUAAUACGGAGCAUUUGACCUGAUCUCUACAGCUGGAUCUCCUGAUAGCAGGAUUAGGAAAGAGUGCCUUCAGAACCAAUAUGUAGCAAAUGGGUGUCAUACCUCUGAAGCUCCCCCCUGGCUUCAACAUUUGCGUGUUUUAAGGAUCCUUGUUGCCUCAGCAUUGAAUUGUUCUUGUGGACUUCAGAAACAGAUUUCAUGUGGUGCUUGCUGAACGUUGAGUCACCAUGAGUAGUAAUCUAGGAAAAGAAAAGGACUGUAAAGAGAAGGAUCCAAAAGUCCAAUCGUCAAAAGAAAGGGAGAAGGAGGCGAAGGCCUCCGGAGGAUUUGGGAAAGAGAGCAAAGAGAAGGAGCCUAAGACCAAAGGGAAAGAUGCCAAAGAUGGAAAGAAGGACUCCAGUAGCACGCAGCCUGGGGUAGCUUUUUCAGUGGACAAUACGAUAAAAAGACCUAAUCCUGCCACAGGUACUCGCAAAAAAUCCAGCAAUGCUGAAGUGAUCAAAGAGCUCAAUAAAUGCCGGGAGGAGAAUUCCAUGCGCUUGGACUUGUCCAAGAGGUCUAUACACUUGCUUCCAUCAGCUGUCAAAGAGCUAACGCAGCUGACAGAACUUUAUUUAUACAGUAACAAACUGCAGUGCCUGCCAGCAGAGGUGGGCUGUCUGGUGAACCUGGUGACGCUGGCCCUGAGUGAAAACUCACUCACCAGUUUGCCUGACUCUCUGGAUAACUUGAAGAAGCUGCGCAUGCUUGACCUGCGGCACAACAAACUGCGAGAAAUCCCCUCGGUGGUGUACAGGCUCAGCUCCCUGGCCACGCUCUACCUACGCUUUAAUCGCAUAACUACUGUGGAAAAGGAUAUCAAAAACUUGUCAAAACUCACCAUGCUUAGCAUACGAGAGAACAAAAUCAAGCAGCUACCUGCUGAAAUUGGUGAGUUGUGUAACCUCAUAACGCUGGAUGUAGCGCACAAUCAGCUUGAACAUCUUCCAGAAGAGAUUGGAAGCUGCACGCAGAUCACCAACCUUGACUUGCAGCACAAUGAGCUCCUGGACCUGCCAGAAACCAUAGGAAAUCUGUCCAGUCUAAGUCGUCUUGGCCUGAGGUACAAUAGGCUGUCAGCAAUUCCCAAGUCUUUAGCAAAAUGCAGUGAACUUGAUGAGCUGAACUUGGAGAACAACAACAUUUCUACUUUACCAGAGGGUCUUUUAUCCAGCCUUGUCAAACUGACUAGUUUAACAUUGGCCAGGAACUGCUUCCAGUCCUAUCCUGUGGGUGGCCCGUCCCAGUUCUCCACAAUCUACUCUCUCAAUAUGGAGCACAACCGCAUCAAUAAAAUCCCCUUUGGAAUUUUCUCCAGAGCUAAAGUAUUAAGUAAGCUGAACAUGAAGGACAAUCAGCUGACAUCUCUCCCCUUGGACUUCGGGACUUGGACAAGUAUGGUAGAACUGAACUUAGCGACGAACCAGCUCACAAAAAUCCCUGAGGAUGUCUCUGGGCUUGUUUCUCUUGAGGUUCUUAUCUUGUCAAACAAUCUCCUAAAGAAACUUCCCCAUGGAAUUGGAAAUCUGCGGAAACUCCGAGAGUUAGAUCUAGAGGAAAACAAACUGGAAUCCUUGCCAAAUGAAAUAGCUUACCUCAAGGAUCUGCAGAAAUUGGUUCUGACUAACAAUCAGCUGACCACCCUUCCCAGAGGAAUUGGUCACCUUACCAAUCUGACGCACCUUGGGCUCGGAGAGAACCUUCUCACACACCUUCCUGAGGAAAUUGGUACACUGGAGAAUCUGGAAGAACUGUAUUUGAAUGACAACCCCAAUCUGCACAGCCUUCCCUUUGAGCUGGCUCUUUGCAGCAAACUGUCAAUAAUGAGUAUUGAGAACUGCCCACUCAGCCACCUUCCACCUCAGAUUGUUGCAGGAGGACCCUCCUUCAUCAUCCAGUUCCUAAAAAUGCAGGGACCAUAUCGUGCCAUGGUCUGAUGCUCAUCGACUUGUCCAAUACACUGUACAAAAUACAAACUGCAUUAAUGUUGUAAUUGUCUGUAUAUGUAUAUAUAAUAUAAUAUAUGUGGUUUAUAUUAUAUUAUAUAUAUAUAAAUAUAUAAAUAAUAUAAAAAGGCAAAUUUAAGACUGCAUUAUGUGUUUCUGCUAAUAGAGGAAUCAUAGCCAUUUAGAUUUUUUUUUUUUUAAUUCUGUAAAAAUGCUUGUCUAAGUUUUCUUUGCUGAACUUGAUGGAAGUUGUCUGAAUAAUCUGAAAAUGCCAGUUCAUUUAAAGCAAUUGCCAAUGAACUCAAAGUUUAAAUUUAAGCGACAAAACCAGUUUUGCUUAGAUUUACUUUCAGUUAAGAGAAAUGUAUAACCUUUAUAUAAUGAACUUUUCUGUUUUGCUCUCCCCCACCCUCCCUUUUUUUUUGUGUCAAAACCUGAAAGGGUCAUGUCCCCUGAGGUUGGUAUUUUCUUUUAACUUAUUUUGAGAUUUGAAGCAAAUGGUGUUUUUAUAUUGUUUACAGUCAGAGUAAAUCACUGGAUUUUGUUUUAUUCUGA